Messenger RNA from Cinara cedri, 7363 nucleotides. The record is from the annotation of a GenBank genome assembly. Lineage: Eukaryota; Metazoa; Arthropoda; Insecta; Hemiptera; Aphididae.
AUUAUAAAAUUACCUCUGUCGAAUUGUUUUCCAUUUGGAUCUAUGUCUUUCACAUUGAAUAUAUCUUCAAAUACCAUUCCUUGGGCCAUUGUAAUUUAAAUUAUAAUUACUAUUUCUACUACAAAAAUUAAGAAGUCAAACCGCUAAACUGCACGUAGUUGUUAUCAACAUAAAAAAAACAUAAGAAAAUGAUAACAAAUGUAAAUAUUUAGAACGCGGUUUAAGAUAUAACAUAGGACUUCAUCAAAUAACCUCAAAUACGCAAAAAGUGUAAUAUAUGUUAGGUAUAUUGUUAUUAUUGUUAUAAAUGUUCCUUGAUGUUUAUUAUUAUUAUAUAUGUACAGUAAACACGCCGAAUACGGGUAUUGGGCAUUGACGUAUAUCUACGUUUUUAUGGCUGUCGAUUGUCAUUUGUCGACUGUCGAGUAUUUGAGUAGUCGAGUGUUGAGUAGUGACUAGUUUGUACCUACCUGAUUGUCGAAUGUCGUUUGUUGUUGCCCGUUAGAGAGGGUCUCGAUUUUUAUAUUAAAUUCUACAAUAAGCCUACAACUCCCUAGGCUACUUUAAUUACGUACCUCUUAAUGGCUAUGCUUCCACCUCGGAAGUCGAAGACCACAUCAACUGGAAAUACUAGUAAACAUGCAAUGACGCCCCUUCAAACUCUUUUACAAAUGGGGUUCCCUCAAAAUCGAGCGUAAGUUCAACAAUUUAAUACAAAUAAAUAUACAUUAUUUAAAUAUUAACAUUUAUAUCUAUAGGGAAAAAGCAUUAGCUGCGACUGCCAAUCGAGGAGUUCAAUUAGCUGCUGACUGGCUCUUGGCUCAUGUCAAUGAUACUGCUUUAGAUUCUAGCACUAGCAGAGAUUAUAUCAUAUAUGCUUGUCCCAGUGGAUCAUUGUUAUAUGAGCUUAGAGAAUUUUGGAAUAAAUCUGCUAGCAAAUGUGGUCGUAAUGGAGCUCAUAAUUUUUUGCCACAUAUUACUUUGAUAUCCUUUUUUCAGGUACUUAUUAAUUAUUUACUUUAUUGUUUAAUUGUUGAAUGUAUAGAUACUGAAUAAUAAACUGUAUCAAACAAGUAGAUAAUAUAUUUUACAAAUUAUUUUUAUAGGUACCUGAUGAAUAUGCUAAUGCAUUAGUGACUAUACUGAAAAAUGUUUUAGAUGAAGUCAUCAAAGAAAUGGCAGUCAAUGACUUUCAUUUGGAAACUUACACUUCAUCAAAUUUUAUGGGAUUUUUUUUAUCUGAUCAUGGAUCAAACUUUUUAAAAAAAAUAGUUGUGUUAUGUGCAGAAAGAAUCUCCAAUCUUGGUAAAUAAUAGCCUUUUUUGUAUUUUGUAUUUCAAUGAAUAAUUUUUUUAACACUCAUGUGUCUGGUAAAUAAAAAUCAGGUUGUUGUCUCUUGGAUAAGUAUUAUUUUACUGAAUGAUGUAGGUAUAUAGGGUUUUAAAGUAGGUAUGAAACAAAAUAUUAUGUAAUAUAAUAUUUGUUUAUUGUUUAUAUUUAUUAUAUAAGUCAUUAAAAGAAAAACUUUAAUUUAAGUAAUUUCUGAUUCAAAAAUGUUUCUCUAGUUGGAGUACAAAUAGAUCCUCAUUUGAAGUCUUUACAUUUAACUUUGGCUUACCAAUUUGAUGUGAGCCAAAAAGAAACUUUAAAGUCAUUGAUCAAAUCUACAAUAAAUCCAUCUACUCCUUGCUUAUGGGAACUGAAAUUGUAUUCUAGAGAAGCAUCAUCAGCUUUCAAACAGGUUUAAUUUAAUAUUAUAACUAUUUCUCUUUAUUUGUAUUAUUAACUUAAAUUUAUUACACUAUAAUUGUUUCUCAAAAUUAAUAAGUAUCUGUUUUAUUUUUUAAAUGUCAUAUCUUUAAUAUUUUUAUAUCAUAAUCAUAUUAUUAUUAAAUAAGGAAAUAAAUGUAUAUUAUAAUAUUAUGUACUUUUGUUUUAGGUUUACAAGGUUGUUUAUGCACAUGUACCUCUAGCUGCUGAUGAAUUAGAAUUAAGAAUAGGUGAUUAUAUAUACGUAUCUAAAGAAGCCAUAGAAAAUUCUGUUGAUGGUUGGGCUGAAGGAACUUCCUGGUUAACCGGUAAUAAAUAAAAUAUCUUAUAAAAUAAUAACUAUAUGUUAUAAACUAAAGUUUAAAUAUUUUAGGGUGUAAUGGUUAUUUUCCAUUAUGCUACACUGAGCGCACUGCCGAAUCUGAUACAUGGACUUUGCAUUGGUGAAAUUGAAUAUUAAAUUAACUAUUACAAUAAUUUUUAAUAUUACCAUUUUCAUAUUAUUUUUACAGUUCUUUACCCUUAGAUGGUAGCUACCAAGAAACAAAUGAACUUAAUGAUACAAGUAUGACAGAAGAAAAAUUAGUUGAAAAAUAUGGUACUACUUUUAUUCCAGUUGACUACAGUCCACUAACAGAAUCUCCGAAAGGUCCCAAACCUCGAAAAAUAUAUAUUUGUCGUCAUGGCGAAAGAGUAGAUUUCACUUUUGGAACUUGGAUACCUUACAGUUUUGAUUCUGAUGGAAAAUAUAUUAGAAAAGAUUUAAAUAUGCCCCUAAUUAUACCUCAACGCCGUGAUUUUCCAAAUUCUUACCAAACAGAUACCCCUUUAACUUGUGUAGGCGAACACCAAGCUAAAUUGACUGGAUUGGCCAUGAAAGCGGCUCAUUUAACCAAAUCAAUAAAACAUGUUUAUUGUUCACCAUCCUUACGUUGUAUUCAAACUUGUCAUAAUAUAUUAGUUGGUUUGUAUUAUUAUUUUAUAUAUUUAUAAAAGUAUUAAUAUUUAUUUUUACAUAGGUCUUGAUAUUGAUAAACAAGUAUCAAUUUGUAUUGAACCUGGUAUAUUUGAAUGGCUUGGUUGGUAUAAUCAAUCUGGACUACCUGAUUGGAUGAAUAAUGAGGAGUUAAUAGCUGCUGGUUAUAAUAUUAAUUCCAAAUAUGAUGCUCUAGUAUCAUUACCAUUACUCAUUUCAAACAUAACGGAAACAGUUGAACAGUAUUAUGUUAGGUGUGAUGAAGUAAUGCAAAAUAUAGUCAAAACAACUGAACCUAAAGGUAACUGCAAAAAGCCCAUUUGAAAAAAUGCCUUUUUAAAAAAAAAAUAUGUAUAUUUUUGGUUUAAUAGGUGGUGAUAUUUUGCUGGUAGGCCAUGCUUGUUCCUUGGACUCUUUAUCAAGACCGCUACUUCACAAAUCCCCGCGUAGUAAACAAAAUUUUGUAAAAAUGGUAAAAGAUAUCCCUUAUUGUGGUUUAGUAACAUUAAUGACUGAUGGAAUUAAUGACUGGGCAUUUGUAGAUCCUCCAGUACCACCUUUAACUAAUUCUACCAAUAAAAGAUUUAAUUGGAAAAUUUUAACCACUGACCAAGGAGAUUCCAAUAAUUAAGAGAUUUACAAAACUGACUUUUUUAAUAUACAGCCUUAGGACUAUUGUUAAACAUUUAUAAUAUUCUGCUGAAUUUGAUUUAACUGUUAGCUAAGCUAAUAGGCAGUUUGGUUUUCAAAUGUAACAUCCCCAUUUAUUAGGCUAGUGGCUAGUAAAAAUGUUAUCAAAUGUUUAUCCGUCCAAUUAAUACCACAGAGUAUUAAAAUACAGUUUGUUUUUGUUUUGUUUUUUUUUUUUCGUUAGACUUAGUUUAAUUCAAAACUCGCAUACAAAUGUAAGAGCAUUGUUAAAAAAUCGGUGUAUUAUUAUUAUUAAGUACAUAAAAAAAAAAGUAUAUAAAAUACAAAUUCACCUAUCACUACCUGGAACCUAUUUUUAAAUACAAAAUAUAAAUGGCUUGAAACAUCAAUUAAUAAAAAUAUCUGUCACGACAAGGCACUAAAUCAAUAAUUUCAAAAUCCUUGGUAUUAUAAUAAAUAUAAUAUAUUAUACACAAUGUAUAUACUUCUAUAUUUUUUUAAAGCAGAUACAGUUUUACAAUUAGAUUACACAGAAAUUAAUUAAUUAAAUUAUUUCAAUGGUAAUUGUUAUUAAUCACUUGACUACUAAAAUAUGUACUUAAUGUUCCUAGGUCAAGAUGAUUAUUUAUUCCAAGACAUUUUUUUAUUUUAUAUUAUUUAAUUUUUAUGUCUGUUUUCGUUAGAAAUUAUCAGGUAUUUUACAUUUAAGAUUCUCAAAUUAUUUAUAUUAAAUUGUUCUAUUUAAGUUUGAGACUAGUAAAACCUUUGUUUACAAACAUCUUCUAAAAGUCGACACUUUCCGUUCUCCUGACAAAAAUAUGUGUAAAAGAUAUAACAUUUGUCUAACACAUAAUAUAGAAAUUCAAAUUAAUUUGUAGACCUAAAUCAUUUUGGUUAAUGUAGUGAAGUGAUAAGAAUUCUUAAAAUGGAUUUAAACUUAGCGUUAAGUGUACAUUCUCGUUCAUUCCUAACCAUUCUCAUUUACAAUUUACAUUUUUCAGAAAUCAAUAACAUUUCUUGACAUUGAUUGGAUUGAUUUUAUCUUAUUUUUUCUGAUUAAUUAAUUAAAUAUAUAUUUAAAUUUUAUUUAUUUUAAACAUAAUACAUAUAUAUUUUUAUGUCAUACUUAAAUAAUUCGUAAUUUUAUUUCGCCCUAAUAGUUAAGCAAUUCAAUUGUUGAGUCACAAUUUUUAAAUUCCUAAUUAACUGUCCAUAAUCAGAGCUUUCACUGUGAUACAGUAUUAAAAUCCACUCGUAUGAUAAUAGUAAUGAUAUAACAUAAAACAUAAUCAAUAUAAUAUGAACUUAAAAAAACCAAUGUAUACUUCAAUUAAUGUAUUAAUUUCAUAAAAUAAAUUUUGUUAGUCCAGUUGUAUUCAAGGUGAUUCUUGUAUAAACUUUGAUCUGUUUUGGUAAAACCCUUAUGGUUAUUGUUUUACCAGGUAUUCAAUUGACUCUGGUAUCUUCCCAUCUAUCUUUAAACUUGGCAAUAUGAAAGUCUGGCGAUUCUACAAAUGUCUCAAACUAUUGUCCAAUAACAAUCCUACCUCAUUUAUUCAAGUUAUUUAAAACACUUGUUCCUAAUUCGAUUUGCUCGUCUUUGAAUCAUAUUGUGGUAGAUGAGCAACACAGCUUCCAUCCUGGUAGAUUUAUUGUUAUCUGUAACUUUGUUCUUUACUAAUACAUAUUUGAUUCUUUUUACAAUAACUACUAAGUAGACACAAUCUACACUGAUUUUUCUAAGGCUUUCGACCGUGUUGGUCAUAAUCAUCUUAUGUCAACACUUGACUUUAUAGGCAUCGGUCAACCUCUACUUUCAUAGAUUCACUCAAAUAUUACACUUAGGAUGCAAUGAGUAAAUGUUGACUCCAUUUCUUCAGACUAUUUUUCACCCUCCUCAAGAAUACCACAAAGGACAGCACCUUGUGGUACACAAAGUGCUGUCCUUUCACCGCUUCUGUUUACCCUAUCUGUCAGCCGCUUCCGUCCUGCGACCGGCCAAACUCCUUAUCUUUGCUGAUAUGAAAAUCUUCUGUAUCAAAUCCAUUUCCAAUUGUUAUCUUCCAAACAACCUUCAAUGAUUAGUGACAUGCGGAGAACUUUUACGACUUGCUCUUAAUAUCCUCCCAAAUGCUCAGUAAUACCCCCUUGAAAAUUUCUAAUAAUUCGGUGAAGGACUUAGGAUUUACACUUACACAGAACCUGUGCCCCAAUAUACAUAUUCAGAUAAUCUGUUGUAAGGUUCUUAAGCUACUAAGCUUCAUAAAUUGUGUUUCAGCAGAUUUCACUUUCUCACCUCAUUAAACAUCCUGUUUUGUUCCUUAGUUCAUCCUAUUCUUGAGUAUGGUAUCGUACUCUGAACCUGUUCACCAUUUUUGCUCAUCAUCUGAUUAAAAGGGUCCAAAGAAAAUUUCUUCAUCACACUACUUAUUAAUUAAAUGUAUCUUGUCCACCUCACGACUACACACCAAUCCAAAAAAUUAUUUUCUUUGCUGUCACUCAAUAAAUAUAUCCUUCUUAUCGAAUCUACUUUCAUCCAAAAUCAACAGCCCUAAAUCACUAUCUCAUGUUUCUUUCAAUGUCCCCUGCCGCCGUACACAAUCAUCUGUUCCAUUCCAUAUUUCGUUGUCUUCCUCAAAUACUCAACUCUCCUACCAUCCGUCUUAUGAGCAUUGCCAAUACUAACCUUUCUUUCUCCCUCUUACACAAAGCCUAGUUUUUAUUAAGUGUUUUAUUGUUAUUAUAUUCAUAUCUAAUGAGUUUGUUCCAUUCUAUAAAAUAAAAUAAAUAUCAUAAUAUGUUUCUAAACUUCAUUUGUGUAAAACAAGACAUAUCUCAGAAUUUUAUUUAAAAUAUAAAAUUAGCAAAGCAAUUGUAGUUAAAAAAUAUAUCUGUUGUAUGUAUUAUGUUUUACUUAAUGAAAAAAAAAAUGAAUUAAACAAAAACAUUAGUUUUACAACAAUUAAUUAUUGACGUAUAGAAACUUCAAUUUCAAUUUGAGCAUGAAAUACCCUUGCUCCUUAUACAUGUAUAGUGCUCAUUAAUAUUUUUUUAAAGAUCUAAAAUUGGUUAGUUCUUAAUUUUCAAUUUCAAAAUAAUUUUAGUUUUGCCCAUUUCAGUCAAAAUUUUCAGUGUGUAAAUGUAUGUACACAAAAAAAAAAUGAAUUGCAAAGAAUUUUAUAUCAAUCAGACUUAUCAGAUAAUCUUAGUUAACCCUUAUUGUUGGAUCCCAUGCCAACUUGAAUAUUAAGUUUGAACUUUUUACAUUUUACUAUAUUUAUAGAUAUUUUAGACAUUUCCCAUUUAUUUCAUGAACCAUUUAGGGAGGAAAUGAUAUGUAUAUGUCCAAUACAUUUUUAAACAUUUAAAUUCUAGUGUAGUAAAGAAACUUUUUAUGUUAUUAAGAUGUGUUAGAAAAACACUUUUAAUGAGUGAAAUACUUUUUUUUGAAAUUUUCAUGCAUUUUUGAACUACUUUGCAACAAUCACCCAAAUAUGCAAAAUAAAAUUUGGCGUUUAAAUUUGAUGUGAUAUAAAUAAUUGUUGACAUUUUGAACUAAUGUAGAUGUGCACACGUUAUAAAUAAACAUGCAAUUGCAUAUAAUUCCUAAUUAUAACUAUGCAAAAUAAAUAUUUUAAGAGAUAUGACUAGUUUGAAGAGGUACCUCAUUUAUUCUAUAGAAAAAGAAAAUGUUAAGAAAAUCCUAUUUAUAUUUUUCAGGUAUUACUAUUAGUGUUAUUGCUAUUACUAUUACUCUGUUAUAAUAAAUUAAAUCAUUAAAUAGUUUUGUUUUUUUUUGUAUACCUAAUACAUUUAUACUUUUUAGUUAACAAUUUACAUUAGUAAAUUUUUGUUAAAUUUAUAUGUAGAUAGAUUUGUUCCAGUAAAAACAAAAGGAAUUAUCUGUUCACUUAAUGUAUUCUAAUUUAUUUUAAGCCGAUUUUAUCAUUUAAAACAAAAUGUGCA